Capsicum annuum is the source of this 879-nucleotide messenger RNA. RefSeq lists its product as uncharacterized. The record is from RefSeq and is a predicted model, not a curated record. NCBI's taxonomy places the organism in Eukaryota, Viridiplantae, Streptophyta, Magnoliopsida, Solanales, Solanaceae.
AUGUCAAUAUCUGAAGAAAAGGAGCCAUCAGCGAUGUCCGAGGAAGCGGACUCGUCUACAAGGACAAUGCCUCAAGGUUUCUUGCCGCAGCCUCCUCCUCCUCCUCAGAUACCAUCCCCCGUCCGAAGAUACAUUCGUGGGAAGCGACCUCCCCCACCUCCGCCUCCAGUCCCAUCAGCUUUUGGGCAUCUCUAUAUCAGGGGUCCUGAUGGUCCAUUAGAUGAUGCAAUGGUUAAAAGAUUACGUUUGACCACCGUGUGCCCGACAUCUUUGGCAUGGAUAAUUUAUCUUUCGGCUGUGAAGAGAGCAAAACUCCACUUCCAGUUUGAGACAUCUGUUAUCACUGAUGACAGAGAACCGCGUUUUUGUAUGGAUACAAGAGUCUUCAAAAGUCUAGAAGAAUUCAUCAACAUCAAAACAAGUUUGUCGAUGGAGCCAAGGCAAAACGAGGUGCAGGUUGCACUCCACGAAUCUUGGAUUGAUAGAAAAUCAAGGGAGGAGGAGCAAACAAAAUUGCGAGAAAUAGAAGAAAAGAAGACACGGAUGACAGAACCCUUAUUCACUUUGGAAAGUGUGUAUUUAUGCACAUAUGGUUUGGUCCUCCAAUCAAACAAACAGUGGCUUUCAAAUGCGCUGCGUAAAAUUAAAGAACACUACAGGAUCAGCAGUGAAAAAGAAUUACAAGAAUAUUUGUUGGCAGAAAUAGAUACGGCUUGUCUGCACUUGUGUCGCGAGCUAGGAGCUCAAAAUUACUAUUUGGAUGAUCUGAGGAAAGGGUUCGCUGCAAAGGCAUCGGCCAUAGCCAUGCUGAACUUGUCCAUUUUGGAUGCAAAAAGCGCAGCUAGUAUACUGCUCAUCAUGAGUUUAACCGGCAUACAG